Molecule: messenger RNA, 1290 nt
Organism: Diutina rugosa
Lineage: Eukaryota; Fungi; Ascomycota; Pichiomycetes; Serinales; Debaryomycetaceae
Gene: KGD2
Product: alpha-ketoglutarate dehydrogenase
Exons: 1
Coding region: 1-1290 (429 amino acids)
Biological process (GO): tricarboxylic acid cycle
Cellular component (GO): oxoglutarate dehydrogenase complex
Molecular function (GO): dihydrolipoyllysine-residue succinyltransferase activity
Source: RefSeq, a predicted model, not a curated record
AUGUUGUCGAGAAGUGUUAGAAGAUCGGCUUUGCGGGCCGCUGCCUCCGCCAAGGCUGUGAAGGUGCCCCAAAGAACCCUUUCUGCCUUGGUGGCGCUGAAGCCCACUCAAUUUGUCCCGGUGUCGGCCUUCUCCGCUCCCAUCACUCCCAAGCGGUUUGCUUCGCAAUCGAUCAAGGUCCCCGAACUUGCUGAAUCGAUCACCGAAGGUACCUUGGCUUCGUUUAACAAGGAAGUUGGUGAAUACGUCGCCCAAGAUGAGCUUUUGGCUACCAUUGAAACCGACAAGAUCGACGUCGAAGUGAACGCCCCCGUCGGCGGUACCGUCAAGGAACUCCUUGUUGCCCCCGAAGACACCGUCGAAGUCGGCCAAGAAAUUGCCGUCAUCGAAGAAGGCGACGCCCCUGAAGGCGGCGCUGCCCCCAAGAAGGAAGAAUCCGCCCCUAAGGAAGAAGCCGCUCCCAAGAAGGAAGAGGCUGCUCCCAAGAAGGAAGAAUCGGCCCCCGCUCCUAAGAAGGAAGCCGCCCCCAAGAAGGAAGCUCCCAAGUCGGAACCUGCUCAACAAACCUCGUCUUUGGGUGCCUUCUCGAGACACGAAGAACGCGUUAAGAUGAACCGGAUGAGAUUGAGAAUCGCCGAAAGAUUGAAGGAAUCGCAAAACACCGCCGCCUCGUUGACCACCUUCAACGAAGUUGACAUGACCAACUUGUUGAACAUGAGAAAGAAGUACAAGGACGAAUUCUUGGAAAAGAAGGGCAUCAAGCUCGGUUUCAUGGGUGCCUUCUCCAAGGCCGUGACCUUGGCUGCCAAGGAAGUCCCCGCCGUCAACGCCGCCAUUGAAAACGGUGACACCAUCGUCUUCAGAGACUACGUCGACAUCUCUGUCGCCGUCGCCACCCCUAAGGGUUUGGUCACCCCCGUCGUCAGAAACGCCGAAUCGCGUUCGAUCUUGGGCAUCGAAGCUGAAAUCGCCAGCUUGGGUAAGAAGGCCAGAGACGGUAAGUUGACCCUCGAAGACAUGGCCGGUGGUACUUUCACCAUCUCCAACGGUGGUGUGUUCGGCUCGUUGUUCGGUACCCCCAUCAUCAACAUGCCUCAAACCGCUGUGCUCGGUAUGCACGGUGUCAAGCAAAGACCCGUCACCGUCAACGGUCAAGUCGAAUCGAGACCCAUGCAAUACUUGGCCUUGACUUACGACCACAGAUGUGUUGACGGCAGAGAAGCCGUCACUUUCUUGAAGACUGUCUGUGAACUCAUCGAAGACCCCGAAAAGAUGUUGUUGAUGGAUUAA